Parnassius mnemosyne (clouded apollo) is the source of this 708-nucleotide messenger RNA. Lineage: Eukaryota; Metazoa; Arthropoda; Insecta; Lepidoptera; Papilionidae. The record is from the annotation of a GenBank genome assembly.
AUGUAUAAUCAGCCGUAUGAAGAAGAAGCACCACUUCCAUUGGUAGCUAACUACACAGUAGUUAAAGGUGACGAGGAAGAAAAGAGGGAGACAGAAGAUAGAGUAAUUCUAGAAAUAGGACGUCAGGAUGAUCGUCCCCGCGAGGAGCACACGUUCUCGCAUAAGAAGUAUGAUAAAACUAUUUCUCACCACAGGUCGUACGUUUUAGACGACUAUACGGAACCGAAAAAGAUAACUUACUUCAGAUCUCAUGAGAUGGAAUCUUUGUCACAAGAAGAAGCGAGGUACUACGAGCACGAGGGUUACAGGGAGACGUCAGUUGUACAGGACACAGCUAAUUCAGAAUCGUCGCUGGAUUUUUCACAUGAGUCACAGGACAACAGCAAAGACUACGAUCAUAAUCAACCCGACAUGAUUACGAACUGGAAGGAGAGAGCUUUACAGCUGGAGAAAGAAUAUAAGAAAACAGCAUGCGAUCGUGAGCGAACUCGAAUGCGGGAUAUGAAUCGAGCUUUCGAUCUGUUACGAUCGAAGUUACCAGUCACUAAGCCUUCCAAGAAAAAGUAUUCCAAAAUUGAAUGUCUUAGGAUAGCUAUUUGUUACAUUCGUCACUUGGAAUAUAUGUUAGCGGGUGGUUCGCCUGAAGAAAAUCCAGUCUUCUUUGAAUUUCAAGCAACAGAAAUAAGACGCCGUCAACAGAGAUAUUAA